This is a messenger RNA of Sinocyclocheilus grahami, 621 nucleotides long. RefSeq names its product salivary glue protein Sgs-3-like. The record is from RefSeq and is a predicted model, not a curated record. The coding region runs from base 7 to 621 and encodes 204 amino acids. The transcript is spliced from 2 exons. Lineage: Eukaryota; Metazoa; Chordata; Actinopteri; Cypriniformes; Cyprinidae.
CCGCUGAUGACAGCCAGCGCCGGAGUCAACACCUACAACAUAUUCAAGGGUAUAACUCAUCCGACAACUAAAGGACGAGUAACAGCCAAACCCACGACUACAAUUACGAGUACAACUACAAAACCAGCACCAACAACAACCACAUCCUCCUCCAGCAGCGCUGAACCCACUGAGUCAGAAUCACUCAUGAUGCUGGAAACCGUCGCUAUGACGACCGCACCCACUACCACGGCAACCAGCACCACACAGCCCACCAGCACCAGCACGACUAAAAGCACCAGCACCACACAGCCCACCAGCACCAGCACGACUAAAAGCACCAGCACCAAAGUGCCGCAUCCUCCUCCACGGACGCCCAUCAAACCCAACCGACCCAAGAAACCCAGCAAACCCUCGAGACCCGAGACGCACUCCCUGAAGCCCACCAGAGUCCCUACAGCCCCCCCGACCAGCCGCACACCAUCCACCACAACAGCCACGACCACAGCAGCGCUGCUUGAGCUGGAGAGCGGCCCCGUUCGGUCUCGUCCAGGGAAGCCCAAGGUGUCUCGGGUGAUGUGGAAGAACAGCCUGCUGGCCAUCGUGGUGACCACACUCGUCUUUGUGUGUGAGAGAGAGUGA